This is a messenger RNA of Diaporthe amygdali, 2136 nucleotides long. RefSeq lists its product as uncharacterized. Bases 1 to 2136 code for a protein of 711 amino acids. The transcript has 2 exons. Gene Ontology annotation, cellular component: peroxisomal membrane. Gene Ontology annotation, biological process: peroxisome organization. The record is from RefSeq and is a predicted model, not a curated record. NCBI's taxonomy places the organism in Eukaryota, Fungi, Ascomycota, Sordariomycetes, Diaporthales, Diaporthaceae.
AUGUCCACCCCUCGUCGCCAACGAGGCGACACCCUCGACAGUUCCUCCUCCACUCACUCGCCAAACCGCAACGAUGACGGCCCGACCUCCUACCUAGGCGCCGCCGCCGCUGAACCCAAGCCGACCUAUGCCUCCUUCUCCCCCGCGACCCUGUCCUCCUCCCAGCCCGUGUCCGCCGCCAAGCGACUCUCUACCAUCCUCGUCCACCAGAAGUCUCCGCUGCUGCUGGCCACACCUCCCCAGGUCACUCGCGCCCUCGCAUACAGCCAUCCCUUCCUCCUGCCCUUGAACAAGCUUGCCGGGCUGUUGAGCUGGACCACGAAAGAUCCUUGGGAGAGCUUCCUGCUGGUCGCUGUUUUCUGGGCCAUAGUGCUCUACGGAGAUGUCGCCGUGCGCUUUGCAGGGCCUGUGGUUCUGGUCCUCAUUGUGAUACUGGGCAUGUACGGACGGCGUUUCAGCCCUCUGAGCAGCAGUGGCUGGAACGAGGACGGUGGCGCCGGAGGGGGACAUGCGCCCAAAAGUUCAAAGAGCAAAGGGAAGAAGGCAUCGACCGAGAGCACGGGACCGGCAGCUGCAAAUGCGGCGGCGGGAGGUGGGGGCGGACAACACACAAGGGCUGGAUCGGAGGCAACAAACACGAAACACCAGAAGACGCUGGAUGAGAUCGUCGAGACACUGAAGGAGUUCACUGCGAGGUGUAAUAUCCUCAUGGAGCCGCUGCUGGAGUUGACGGAUUUUCUGAGCACCCAGCGCACGGCGACCAGUGCGACCACGAGGCCGGCCCUGACAACGCUGUUUGUACGCAUAUUGAUGUGCACCCCCUUUUGGGUCGCCUUGACCUUCCCUCCAGUUCGAAUCAUAUCCACGCGGAGGGUGAUCCUCGUGUUUGGAACAAUAAUCCUCACUUGGCAUGCUCGAGUUGUCAAAGCUGGGAGGACGAUACUGUGGCGCAGUGCGAGUGUUAGGAAGUUCGCGGCACUCCUGACAGGGCUUGAGAUCGCCCUCCCGGAAAAGGCCAAGAACAAGGACAAGGGAAGUGAGACGCCUGCGUUCGAGAAAGACUCGACCAAAUCGAACAAGGCGCCGUUGACUGGCAGAGCGCAAGCACAGUCCGAGCUGACCAAGGCCAUACGCCGAGCCCGUGGGGCUACAGAUGCCGGCGUGAGGUUCACUUUCAUCAUCUACGAGAACCAGCGCCGCUGGGUCGGUCUCGGUUGGACAAAUAGUCUGUUCGCUUACGAGAGGGCAGCGUGGACUGACGAGCAUAACAACCCUGUCCCACCCAAGGAGAAGUUCGAGCUUCCCGAAGUUGAUGACGAUAGCAACAUGCGGUGGCGGUGGGUAAGUGGCAGCAGGUGGAGGGUGGACGGCGUGUCGGAUGAUUCGGUGAAUGGCGGAGUUGCUGGAGGCGCAGAGGCCGAAUGGAAUUACGACAGCGAUGGCGGAAAGAAUGGCUGGAUUUUCUAUGACAACAAGUGGCAGAAUGGCCGACGCGGCCAAGACGGCUGGGGAAGAUGGACGCGAAGACGGAAAUGGUACCGUGACGCCGAGCUGGUGGAAGUGGACAGCGACGAAGAGACCGAACAAGCCAAGCAGCCUCCUCAAGAAUCCUCACCGACGCCCACUCCAGAAGCACGGCCAUCCCUUCCACCUCGGCCGAGAACGCCCACACUCGCGCCGCCUAUCACAACUUUCUCACCGAAUAACGAAACGAUGAGCAUGCCUGACCUUCACCGUCCAAAUGACGGCCUCAAGGAGAUCAAGGAGGAGGACUCUGAAAGCCCGGAAAGGGAAAAGACCCCGUCGGAAAGGGAAAAGGACGACGCUUCGUCGGUGCUGUCGACAUCAUCUCGGUCGAUGAGGCUACUCCCCUCGCUGCGACGCAGGGUCACUGAUAAUACCGCCGCCGCUGCAGCAGGUCAAAGGCCGCCAAGGCGAGACGACAGCAUCACUAGCAGUCCGCGGUCAGCCGUGGUAUCGCCGUACUCGGUGGGCGGCCGGGCCCGGCGCACUAGCGAAGUGCAAAGCGAGGAUGACCAGGCGAGCCUGGGCCCUGGGCUGGGGCUGGAGAUAUCCAAGGACCGCCGGAGUGGGUCGUGGGGGAUAGGGGACGAGGCUGUUAUGGGGCUAGAGUAG